AAAACUAGGUUGCUGCUGGAAGAGGUGUUAGUGAGGCCAGCAGGGGGUGCUCACCCUGUGGUCUGUGUGGGUCCUAAUGCCCCAGUAUAGUGAUGGGCACACUUUACUGUCAAAAAAGCACCGUCCUUCAGAUGAGACGUUAAACCGAGGUCCUGACUUUCUGUGGUCAUUAAAAAUCCCAGGAUGUCUUUCGAAAAGAGUAGAGGUGUGACCUUGGCAACCUGGCCAAAUUCACCCACUGGCCUCUGACCAUCAUGGCCUCCUAACAAUCCUUAUAUCUACUGAUUGAUUUCAUCACUCUGUCCCCUCUCCACCAAUAAGCUGUUGUUUGGUGGGCGUUCUGGUGCACUAUGGCUGCUGUUGCAUCAUCCAGGUGGAUGCUGCACACUGGUGUUGGAUGAGGUGAUACUCCCUCACAAUGUAGAGCGCUUUGAGUGCUUAGAAAAGCAGAAAAGCCCUAUAUAAAUGUAAUGAAUUAUUAUUUAUUAUUAUUAAGUCCACUCCCAAAAGCCUCAGCACCAUCUAAAGAUUCCACCUCCAUUCCAUAAUACAUGACACGGUGAUAAGAAGCAAUUUAAACACUGCAUGCAUCUUUCAAGUCUACUGUCAGAAACCAGUCCAUCUUGACAUUAUUGAUUGUAACUACCUUAGAGAGUGUCUCUAUGAUAUGACAUUACACACAGAUUGCCCGUGAGUAUAAAUAGGUGCCUGAAUUAUACGUCAUCAACUCUUAUGUCUGAAAAAGGCACACAGGCAAGUCUGAGGCAUGGCAUAAUUGCAUUCCCUUUCUCAUUGUGUGCAGAGCACAAACAGCCGGACCUGCUGCCACAUAUGACUUGCUAAUUAUCCGUGAGGUGAUUGACAAGGCAUAUGGGGCAGCGGGUCAAGCUUAGACAGCAAGACUGGAGCCUUCAAAGAGGAUGCCUCACUCUGCAAAAGAUAGUUAGCCAGCAAAUCUUCACAUAUCCUCGCUCGUACAGUCCUUACACAUUUGCACAACUGGAAUGUUGGAAAGUAAAAAAUGUGAGCCACUACAUCCAAAAAUACCCCACGUGUGGGGCUGACAGAAGGAGAGGGCCAAUGAUCACUGUUUCCUCCCAAAUAGAUUAAAAAGUAUCUAGGUUAGCAUCCAGGUUUAUGAAGAGGAUAUACAGCCUUAUUGCCCUUUAAAAUCUGGUAUAAAUGUGUAGACUUUUAGUUUGCUUAAGGGACAUAAACAGUUGAAUGGAUGAAAAUUUCCAACAGCUAUUGACAGAUGAUGACACCAUUUUUGUACUUUUUGUACUUACCGAAUUGUAAGAGACUGUUUCAUGUCUGAUGAUUGUGUCAUCUAAAUUAAUAUACUGUUUGUACAAGAAGCACAAAAGGCUAAGAAUCAAGACAAAAUGAAUCCAAUGCUAAUUUAUUUAGUUUUUCUAUCUCUUCACCAGGUGCGGUCUUUGUAUUAUCCAGCCUGCUAUUAUUACAAACAGUCUCCUCUUGCCCCAAGGAGUGUUCAUGUGACACUCAUGCCAAAGUGGUGGACUGCCGAGGACGAGGAUUAUAUGAUAUCCCACAUAAACUUCAUCAAGACACCCUGGAGCUGUAUCUUCAAAAUAACCGUCUGCGAGGCCUGGGCUCCAUGUCCUUUCGAGAGACACCACAACUUCAAAUUCUGGACCUAGCAAACAAUACAAUCACAACGCUUUCCCCAAGUUCCCUUUUGGGACUUAAAAGCUUAAAGGUCCUCAGCUUGGCCAAUAACUCUAUUCGGGAAGUUGAUCGACGCCUUCUGGUUUCAAUAAGAAAUCUAACCAUAUUGGACUUGUCCUUUAACACCAUAGGUGGUCUACCAGGAGCUCUUGCUGAUAGUUUCCACUUUCUGACCCAUCUGUCACUCCAUUACAAUCGGCUAACUAAGCUGGACCGCAUACACCUUGAGGCUCUUGGUAAACUUAAAGUUCUGCAGCUGAAGGGCAAUCCUUGGAGAUGUGACUGUCAUCUGAUAGGACUCAAACUAUGGUUGGAGACAUUUGCAUUCAAAGGUGGAGUGGUCGACAGCGUCACAUGUGUCCAGCCUCAUCUCAUGCUGGAACGAGACCUCCGGCACAUUCCCUAUGAACUUUUCCACUCCUGCAUGAUCACCAGCUACAGCUACCUGUUCGCCAACAUCCACUACCUGGACAAUAAGCAUCGCAUGCUCAGCGGACAACUCCAUCCAAGCCCCAGAUCACCAUCCGGGGGUGAUUUCAGCCCCUCAGGAGAAGCGAUAUUCCCUGAGUGUGAGGCCAAGCAGAGAACCCGGCCUGUGAACUACAGACACGCUAUAGCCACAGUGGUCAUCACAGGAGUAGUUUGUGGAAUUGUGUGCUUGAUGAUGUUGGCAGCAGCUGUCUAUGGAUGUGCAUAUGCAGCAAUUAAUGCCAAGUACCAGAGGGAGCUGAAGAAAAAAGCAAAAGAGGCGGGUUCAGGAGAUGAGCGGAAAAAUAUUGAAAGAGAGGAGCACAAGGAACCUCUGGAGUAGCGCGAAGAUCAGCAUCAUAUGAUGUACAUGAAGCGCAAAUACACAUCAAGGAUACACUCCAGAUUAUUCACAUACUGUUGUGCAUCUACAAAGUUCCUUUUAGGGCAAGUCUGUGUACUUGGCACCCAUAUUGGCAAUGCCCCUGGGCAGCUAUUUUAUAAUUAUGCAGAUACAGGUCCUACCUGAAAGAGGAAACACGUAAAUCUCCAUCAAGUUUUUAUUUCAAAAGCACAUUUCUAUUUGAUCAUAUAUAGAGUAUACAGUGUACAUACAUACAUACAUACAU
Cyprinus carpio (common carp) is the source of this 2789-nucleotide messenger RNA. It is a transcript of the gene lrtm1, whose product is annotated as leucine-rich repeat and transmembrane domain-containing protein 1. NCBI's taxonomy places the organism in Eukaryota, Metazoa, Chordata, Actinopteri, Cypriniformes, Cyprinidae. The transcript is spliced from 2 exons. Bases 1622 to 2503 code for a protein of 293 amino acids. The record is from RefSeq and is a predicted model, not a curated record. Gene Ontology annotation, molecular function: protein binding.